AUGAUGGGUGCAACAGUUGAGCAACUUUGAGGUUGUGAUAAUUGAAAUGCGGAAGUACAUUUGUUUUGGCUGAACAAGCUUGUUCGCUUUUUCUACAAUUAAUCUUCUUAAAGUCGGAUUUUAAACCUAACCAAACUGCUAACUUAAUGCCACAACCUUAAAUUAAGACCAACAAGCUUCUUUUUUUCCCAUUAAUUUUUACGAUAUAUCCAUUUUUACUUUGUGGCUGUGUUAUCUAGUGGGAACCUCUAGUUAGCUAGCUAGCUACCCUCUGGCUAAAGUGUACUGCAAUUUUGCAUAAAUUGUUGAUUGAUUAUCCAAGUACUAGUUUGAAAGAUAUGCACCGGGCAUCAAAAUGAUCUCCUGCAUAGUUUUAAAAGGUAUGAUUCAGAGGUUCAAGAGUUUUACUCCUGAGUUCAGGCUCACGAGUGGGAUUGUUUCUGUCAUUAUAGUAUCAUUUGUUUUGUUUAUUGUCACUACAUUUUUCGGUUUAUCAGAGGAUGUCUUCAGUCUUGGAAUGACAGUUUUUGGCAAUGGUCAUGUGCACAAGCUCAUCACAUACUCCUUCCACCACAAGACAGUGACCCAGCUACUCCUCAGUAUUGGGGUUCUGGGGCCUCUCUGUGGUGGCAUUGAGAAGAGUGUGGGCACUGUUCGGUUCCUCUUCAUGUUUCUGCUGCUCUCUAUCAGCACAGGGGUGUUGUACAGCAUACUGGGUCUGCUACUGUUUGGUGCAUCUGCCCAGAACCAGGUGGAGGGGUUCAUUCCAGUAUCCCUCUCCCUUAUGUGUAUGGCCACAGUGCACUCCCGUAUGGUUAAGGGCUUUCUUUUCGGGGUCACUGUACCCAUGUUAGCCCUGCCCUGGCUGUUUCUGUUCAUCAUAACACUUUUGGUCCCACACACUGUGUUCCUUUGCAAUGUCAUCGCCAUCAUCGCAGGGGGGAUCUACGGAAAGGGCUGGCUCUCACUUCUGGACAUGUCCGAUGCCAGGGCAUCAGUGCUGGACAAGAAGAUGCCUUUCAGGCUGCUGAGGAACAUUGGUGUCCUGUAUGUCCCUGCAUCAAUAGAGGCGAGAAGGAAGACUGUCCACCCACCAAUAAUUCCAACCCCUGGCUCCUACCCAGUCCAAGCCUACGCUCCAGUGUCCUCUACCUCCAACCUACAGGCUACCGAGACCACACCAAAGACAUUUGAAGGCUGGGCUCACUCCUACUAUACACAGGGGAGCCCUGUUCAGCUCUCAGGUUAUUACGGACACAACCAUGGAUAUGGCAUCAAGCAUAGCUUUGGGCCAAGUCACGGACAUGGUCACAAACAUGGAUACAGCCACAGCUUCGACCAUGGACUCAGUCAUGAGCAUGCAUCUGCCUCUCAAACCAGCAGUCACUGUGCUCCAGUGGCUCAACAUCCACAUUCCCACCUCAGUCCACUGUCUGUGUCUGUCAGUGCCCCCCAGAGUUUCACAGCAAACAUGCCGGAGUCACUGCCAGAAUCUGUGACGGUUCAUCCAGGAGCACCUGUGUCUUCACUGACAGAUUGAUGACUUCAAUCAGUAACACCAAAACUCGCUAUAGCUCAAUUGAAAUUUAUGGGCAAUGUUAUCGAAGACCGGAAAUUACCUUUACAUUUCAAGUGUGCUAUUCCUUGUAAAAAAUCCUUGUAAAAACGUCAACUCAUGGUAUAACUAAUAACAUAAAAAAAAAAACAUGAUGUCAGUGUGGUUAUAAGCCGCUAUAGCUCUGAACUUCUGCGAUACAGAUUUAAUUGAGCCCAUAGUUGUCAUUCAAUGUGUUUUCUGUCUCAUGUUAUACAUUGAGAUGUAAUAUGCUUGGGCAAGUGGUUUGAGGCAGUACUUGAAGGUCCACUUUUUCUUCACUGAUGUUUUUGGUUUGAAUACACAAGCAGGCUCUGAAUGUUCAAUGUCAAAUCAAUGCAAGAAGGCUUUGAUUGUCAGUUGAUUGUAAGACCUCCUUUUGGCUUGUGUGUUUUGUACUUUGUGUUUUAUUAUUUUAAAGUUAAUUUCUCUACUGUAAGCCGAAUCCGACGUCGUUUUAGAGAAUUUGGCAGUACGUCCAACCGGCCUCGCAUCCGCAGACCACGUGUAACCACGCCAGCCCAGGACCUCCACAGCCAGCUUCUUCACCUGCGGGAUUGUCUGACAGCCACCUGAUGAAACUGAGUUUGCACAACCAAAUAAUUUCUGCACAAACUGCCAGAAACCAUCCCAGGGAAGGUCAUCUGGUUGCUCGUCAUCCUCACCAGGGUCUUGACCUGACUGCAUUCGGUGUCGUAACUGAACUCAGUGGACAAAUGCUCACCGUCUAUGGCCACUGGCAUGCUAGAGAAGUGUGCUCUUCAUGGUUGAAUCCUGGUUUCAACUGUACCGGGCAGAUUUAUGACUGCAAAAUGAAUUGCCUCUCUGAGGACAAAGUUUACGUGUGUGGGUGAGCGGUUUGCUGAUGUGAAGGUUGUGAGCAGAGUGCCUAAUGGUGGCAGUGGGGUUCUGGUAGGCAUAAGCUACGGACAACAAACAGCAAAUUUGCACAGCCGUUGAAGAGGAGUGGGACAACAUUCCACAGGCCACAAUCAACAGCCUGAUCAACUAUGCGAAGGAGAGGCGUUGCGCUGCUUUUGGCAAAUGGUGGUCACACCAGAUACUGACUGGUUUCCUGAUCCACGCACCUACCUUUCUUUUAAGGUAUCUAUGACCAACAGAUGCAUAUCUGUUUUCCCAGUCACGUGAAGUCCAUAGAUUAGGGCCUAAUGAAUUUAUUUCAAUUUACUGAUUUUCUUAUAUGAACUGUAACUCCAGUAAAAUCUUUGAAAUUGUUGCAUUUAUACUUUUGUUCAUUGUACUUAAAUUAAAAUAGCAUCCACUCAGCACUAAAUUAGAUCCAUUACAUGCAGUUUGUUUUGCAAUGGAUUGUUCAAAAUGACUGUUGCUUCAGAGGCAGGUGACAAGUGGGUGACAUGAUCCAGAGAGUGGGCUACAAGGGCAGAUUAUGAUAUCAUCUUUGAAAAAUGAACUAGUCGUGCACAGGAAAGAGAAGCCAUAAAUGACAACCAAGACUAAAUAAAGAAAAUCAAUGAUC
Messenger RNA from Salvelinus fontinalis (brook trout), 3092 nucleotides. Its product is annotated as rhomboid domain-containing protein 2-like. Gene Ontology annotation, molecular function: serine-type endopeptidase activity. Bases 356 to 1540 code for a protein of 394 amino acids. The transcript has 4 exons. NCBI's taxonomy places the organism in Eukaryota, Metazoa, Chordata, Actinopteri, Salmoniformes, Salmonidae. The record is from RefSeq and is a predicted model, not a curated record.